Messenger RNA from Alternaria incomplexa, 1305 nucleotides. RefSeq lists its product as uncharacterized. The record is from RefSeq and is a predicted model, not a curated record. The transcript has a single exon. NCBI's taxonomy places the organism in Eukaryota, Fungi, Ascomycota, Dothideomycetes, Pleosporales, Pleosporaceae. Bases 1 to 1305 code for a protein of 434 amino acids.
AUGGAUAUCUCCAAGUCAUGGAGCAAGUGGCAGGGUCUGGCUGCACUAGCUGUUUACUCAGUUACCAUCAUCGCCCUUGACCGUGUCUACGUAGAAGGCAGUGCGUGGAAGUCUGUCGUGGGUUCGUGGAAGAGGUAUCUGAAGCGCAGACGGGAUGACCCUUGGAUGAACGCCAACACGAGCAAAGAGAUCGUCUUCAACAUGCUGGCCAAGGAGAUACCGGAGUCGCAAAACCAUGUGUCGGAUAAGGGCUACGAGCUUCUUUGCAGCUACAGCUUCAAGUCAUACACCGAUACCCCUACGAUUUACGUUCCUGGUACUCCGCCGAUGUUCACGAAGCCAUCUAUCCCGUUGAAACUGGAGCCGGACACAGGACGCUAUUACAUCGAUCAGCAUGUAGCCAAGGUACCGCGAUUUCAAUUCGAGCCACUCUUCCAGGCUCUUACUGUUAUGCAGCCAAGCAAGCGUUUCGACGAUGUUGAUGUCCUCAUCGCUCGCGGGUCAAUGACCGCGCUCAUUACAUACGUCAAGGAUGUAUCAUGCCAGCCGUUCGCACUGACCCUCCACGUCGUUGGCAAUACUUUGAUCGUGGGGCGACGGCUUCGAUCCGGUAUGGCCGGCUCUACCAAUGGAUCAUACGGGCGUAACUUCGAGGCUGCCUGGACGACGCAACUGGAACCAGACCUUCAAGAUGCGGAAGGACAUCACCAUACCAUACAGUACGAUUUCGGUGGCCUCAAUAUCGUGGUAAGGGCAGAGACGGACGCAUAUAUGCCUGAAAGUCAGCCUUCCAGAGACGAGAUCCGAGAGACAUUAGUGCAUGGCGCAUCACAUCCCAAACCCGAAGUUGCAAACACUACCAUCCAAUACAACAGCUCCGAAUCGACCGUUGUCCUCCUGGCAGGAAAGCCAAUCCCUCACAGCAGAACAAUGGAGCUAAAGAGCAACAACCAGAGCAAGCCCCUCGAUCAGAUCUGGGUCGGUAGAACUUCGCGAUGGUCGCUUGGUACGAAUAAGGAUGGUGUAUUCUCUUCAACUGAGAAGAUCUUCACUCCGGAGGAGAUGAGGAAAAACUACGACGAUGACGGCAAGCGGCAAGCAGCUCUUCGUAAGCUUGUAUGGUUGUUUGGACAGUUAAAUACAACGGUAAAGGAGAACACGAGCAACGGUUCUGCCGUGCUUCUCUGCCUGGGAAAGGGCGAAGAGCUGGUGGUACGCCCAAUGAAGACCCACCUGCCUGCGCUUCCUGAUGCGAUUGUGCAGCGUUUCUGGAGCUUGUCUGAUCAGGACGAGAUGCACGCGUAG